GACCAACACCCAGACAUCAAUCCAGUAAGAAUUCCGCGCGCCAACCAUUCCCUUCGACCACGUAAAUAAUUCUAAUCACGGUUCCUUAUUCAGAAAUGUCGUCGAAAGGAAAGAAGCCCGCCACCAAGUCGGCCAUCGAGCAGGUCGUGUCCCGCGAGUACACCAUCCACCUCCACAAGAGACUGCAUGGUGUGACUUUCAAGAAGCGGGCUCCUCGGGCCAUCAAGGAGAUCAAGGAGUUUGCGCAGAAGGCUAUGCAAACCUCCGACGUCCGCCUCGACCCUCAACUGAACAAGAAGGUCUGGGAGCAAGGUGUCAAGGGUGUUCCGUACAGAAUCCGUGUCCGAAUUAGCCGAAGACGAAACGACGAAGAGGAUGCCAAGGAGAAGCUCUACAGCUACGUUCAAGCCGUCAACGUUAAGAACCCCAAGGGUCUGGUGACGGCCGUGGUCGAGGAGUAAGGGAAGGCAAAGGAAAAACAUCGUUUCGUUGAGAUACCGGCUGGGUUCAAGAAGGGCAUGGUUUCGGAGUUACCUUCUGGCUUCAUGACAUUAAGAUAAGAUUCACUAGUUGAUGAAUCAAGAACCGUGAACAAUAUUUACUUAUUUUGUGACCCUCCCGCUCGAUACUUGGAGAUGCUAUGAUAGCAUUUGCGAAUGGUUUUCUCACGUUAUACGAGCACAUCAUGAUGCAUCAAUCCAUUAUCAAUUGUUAGCAAUCGUUAGCAAUUUGUGCAAUACUGCCGCAUGUCAUGUUGUAAGGAAGUGCUAUCUCCAGCCUGGAACUACCUGUAAAUGCAAUGCAUACGAGAAGCUGAGACAGCUGAGCCUCGUUGCACGAACCGUGCAAGAGCUGACUCCGUUCUCCAUGUUGGUUGACCCUCAACCACCCAGAUAUAUGAAAACUUGAGGAACGAAGGGUAUAAUAAAGACCAUCUAAUCGUCGUCUACAUCACGAUGACGACCCAGCACUUUCCUCUUGAAUUCCUCCGCAUCCUUGUCCCAUAAUUCCGCAGCCUCGCCAUUUAAUGGGGAAGAGCUACAAUUAAGUUA
Messenger RNA from Daldinia loculata, 1052 nucleotides. RefSeq names its product ribosomal protein L31e. The record is from RefSeq and is a predicted model, not a curated record. Gene Ontology annotation, molecular function: structural constituent of ribosome. NCBI's taxonomy places the organism in Eukaryota, Fungi, Ascomycota, Sordariomycetes, Xylariales, Hypoxylaceae. Gene Ontology annotation, cellular component: cytosolic large ribosomal subunit; ribosome. Gene Ontology annotation, biological process: cytoplasmic translation. Bases 96 to 461 code for a protein of 121 amino acids. The transcript has 3 exons.